GUGGCGCGAGCGAUGCUGGUGCGCGGCGCUGCGCGGGAAGGGCCGCGCGGGCCGUGGCCCGCUCUUGGGGGCGCUGGCCGAGACCUGUGUGUUUCGCGCGAACCGGAGCCGUCAGGGCCUGUCCCCUCAGCGGCAGCGGGACCUCGGCUGCCGCGGGAAGGUGACUUGGCCUCGCCGCACGAUCCUGGGGCCUGCCCUCCCAUGCCCGCCUGGCCGUCUGCAGAGCGCGAGCAUUGCCGCUCUGGCAGGAGGAUCGAUAAUCUUUCUGUAACUCUGGCAACGGAUGUCAUAGGACCACUAGUGAUGGCUGAGUACUUUUGCUCCUUUAUUGCUGAAAGAGACUGAAGCAUUUGAUGUGAGUCAGCUGACCAGUCCAAACAAUACAGUAUCAUGUAGAUAGAUGAUAUGUCAAUAUAACAGCAAAAAUGCCUCUAUUGGAGAACAUGAGUAUGGGAUCUGACUGAGUUCCAGUCAAGUGCUUUGUAUAGUGUUGCCAAGAACUGUCCUACUGCCACGCUUCAUCAUUUUUAGGUGGAUGAGUGUGUAAAGCAGCCUUGGCCACUGAGAAUCUCAGCAGUGAACUUGGACAACGAAAAUCUACUGUGCGUUUCCAUGGUUUGGAAUGGAUAUCGGUGGGACGUUGGUUAAACUGGUCUACUUUGAACCAAAGGACAUUACUGCAGAAGAGGAACAGGAGGAGGUGGAAAACCUGAAAAGCAUUCGGAAAUACUUGACUUCCAACACAGCUUAUGGUAAAACUGGCAUUCGCGAUGUCCAUCUGGAACUGAAAAAUUUGACUAUGUGUGGACGGAAAGGAAACCUGCACUUCAUCCGCUUUCCCAGCUGUGCCAUGCACAGGUUCAUACAGAUGGGCAGCGAAAAGAAUUUCUCCAGUUUGCACACUACGCUCUGUGCCACAGGAGGUGGAGCGUACAAGUUUGAGGAGGACUUUAGAAUGAUUGCUGAUCUACAACUCCAUAAACUGGAUGAAUUGGACUGUUUGAUCCAGGGUCUCCUUUAUGUUGAUUCUGUUGGUUUCAAUGGCCAACCAGAGUGCUAUUAUUUUGAAAAUCCUACAGAUCCUGAACAGUGCCAGAAAAAGCCCUACUGCCUUGAUAAUCCAUAUCCUAUGCUGCUGGUUAACAUAGGCUCUGGGGUCAGCAUCCUAGCUGUGUAUUCCAAGGACAACUAUAAGAGGGUCACAGGAUCCAGUCUUGGAGGAGGAACGUUCCUGGGUCUUUGCUGCCUGCUGACUGGCUGUGAGACAUUUGAAGAAGCACUAGAAAUGGCUGCGAAAGGAGACAGCACCAAUGUGGAUAAGCUGGUGAAAGAUAUUUAUGGAGGAGACUAUGAGAGAUUUGGCCUUCAGGGGUCUGCUGUAGCCUCAAGCUUUGGUCAUAUGAUGAGUAAAGAAAAGAGAGAUUCCAUCAGUAAAGAGGACUUGGCCAGAGCUACUUUGGUCACCAUCACCAACAACAUAGGUUCUAUUGCUCGCAUGUGUGCACUGAACGAGAACAUCGACAAGGUGGUAUUUGUUGGCAACUUUCUCAGAAUUAAUAUGAUUUCUAUGAAGGUGCUAGCAUAUGCUAUGGAUUAUUGGUCCAAGGGACAACUGAAAGCUCUGUUUUUGGAACAUGAGGGUUAUUUUGGAGCUGUUGGGGCUCUUCUAGAGUUGCUUAAAAUGACAGAUGAUCAGUGAUGAAGCUGUCUGAAGAGAUUCAUACUGCAGAUGCUGCUGGAUAAAAGUGAAAGCCACUACAAGGAUGGAAAUGAAGCCAUUAUGGUAGUUCUACCUGAUGCAUUUGUAAAUAAUUUAAAAUUGUUUAGUUGAUCUUUAACUCCUGGGUUUUGAGCUUAUACUUCAGAAUUCAUACUGGGAAUAAUGAGGGAUUUUUUUCUGUACACUGUAUUUUUUAGGGGAAAAAUGUGCAAAGUGGCCAAACACAGAUUUUAUGGAUUUAUUUUAAGAAGUGGAUACUGUUUAAUAUAGGACCUGUGAUAUGAGGCAUCUGCUUUUCUUCUGGGGUUUACUGAUUAGUGUGGUAAUUUUAACUUCAUUUAGUAAUCACUCUAGGAGAUUUUUUUAUCUUAUUUUCAUGACAUUUCAUGAUUUGUUCUUGGUUUCAAAUGAAACUACAAAGCUGAUGCAUUUUACUGUGAAAACUAGUAAUUUUUUUUUGCCUUUCCUCAUUAGAUGAGACACUUUUUAUUUAACAUCCCUCUGCUCCCUUUAAAAAAAUAAUUUACAAGCUUUCUGUGACUCCCUAGGUUUCUUGGCAAGACUGCAAGAAAACAUGGCAGGGGAUUUAAGACUAAUUUUUCACUAGACAUGACUUGCAACAGGAACUGACUGCAUAAUAGUUUUGCAGAACUAAUUUGCCUCUGUAUUAAAAACUUUAAGCAAGAUGUGAGCUAAAAUUUUAAUUAUUGUUUUGACACUAAAAUCCUGUUUCUGUUGAAAAUCUACUGAUCUUUAUGAAAGAGUUCUGUAGUACAGAUGUUAUUUAUAUGGUACAUACUUGGCAUUAGAUGACAGAGGGAGAUUUGUUUUCAGUUGUUUGCAGACUUUUCUGUAGUCUACAGUCUUUAAGUUGAUCUUAAUCAAAACCAACCGAUAACUACAUUGUUUCAAAGCCCAGUUUCUAAAAUUAGAAAAAUACAAGGAUAAUGUAUUUUCUGUAUUUAGGCAAAUGUUAACUCUUCCUCCAGAACACUAAGAUUUGAGUAUCUGUUCAAGUACAAAUUUUUUACUUUUUUUUUAAACUUUUGAUUUGUGGACCUCUCUAGAUUUGGAGGUUUUUUUGGCUGAAUUGAGUUGUACUUGGGUUGCUGUGUAGCACAUACAAACUUGCCUUUUCUUCAAUACCCUGAGGGCUCAGAAAUCAGAGGCUGAAAACCAGUCUAUAAGUUGUCUUGCAAAACUGUAUGUGAUGUCACGUAAUGUAAAGGGCUCAUCAGAGGAACAGUGUAAAAUUCAGACACAUGUAUCAUCCAAUAUCUUUUUGGAAGGAGGCUUAUUUUGGUUUUUUAAUAGUCAUUGAUUUCCAUAUCUCCCAAAUAUUGAAAUAAAUUCAUGUUAACUGAAGUGUUAACUUGUCUGAUGGAAAUAAAGACCACUACUGUUUUGGCAGUUUUACUGUAUCUGUGGAAUUCAUUCUUAAAAUCAAUUGUAA
Molecule: messenger RNA, 3173 nt
Organism: Colius striatus (speckled mousebird)
Lineage: Eukaryota; Metazoa; Chordata; Aves; Coliiformes; Coliidae
Gene: PANK1
Product: pantothenate kinase 1
Exons: 10
Coding region: 623-1699 (358 amino acids)
Biological process (GO): coenzyme A biosynthetic process
Cellular component (GO): cytosol; nucleus
Molecular function (GO): ATP binding; pantothenate kinase activity
Source: RefSeq, a predicted model, not a curated record